Messenger RNA from Microdochium trichocladiopsis, 2771 nucleotides. Its product is annotated as glycoside hydrolase family 92 protein. The transcript has 6 exons. The coding region runs from base 219 to 2678 and encodes 819 amino acids. Gene Ontology annotation, molecular function: carbohydrate binding; peptide-N4-(N-acetyl-beta-glucosaminyl)asparagine amidase activity. NCBI's taxonomy places the organism in Eukaryota, Fungi, Ascomycota, Sordariomycetes, Xylariales, Microdochiaceae. Gene Ontology annotation, cellular component: nucleus; cytosol. Gene Ontology annotation, biological process: protein deglycosylation; carbohydrate metabolic process; protein quality control for misfolded or incompletely synthesized proteins. The record is from RefSeq and is a predicted model, not a curated record.
GCCUGGCCUGGCCUGGCCUGGGGAGAUGGACUGCCUCUUACGUCGCACACCUUCGUCCUUCGUUCUGGAGUGCAACUCCGGUAUUGAACUGCUCUUGCGACAGCAACACAUUGUGAUCUGUCGCUGGAUUCGUCGUUCAUCACUGGGCACUUUGCGAUAGAGGACCUACCUCUGAAGCCCGACUCCACCUCUGGUCUGGUCUGCUCGACGACGUCGUGAUGUUGCACAGAUUCUCGACCGUGGUCAUUGUCGCCAGCACGUCCUUGCUGAGCCACACCGUCGCUGCCAGGCAAGUCGGCAAUGUCGACCUUACGGACUAUGUACUGCCCUUGACGGGCUCAAUCAACGGCGGCAACACCUUCCCCGGCGUCGCCCUGCCCAUGGGAAUGGUCAAGCUUGGCCCAGACCUCUACACAGGCUCCGACAGCUACUCGGGCUACCAGCCCACAGGUGCCUUCGUGGGGUUCAGCAUGUUGCACAUGAGCUGCACCGGCGGCGCGCCAAAGUACGGCGUCAUCGCGCAGAUGCCCGUCGUCGGCAGCCUGGACAACCCGCUUGCCAACAUCAGCGUUGGUCGCCGUACCGAAGACGGGACGGUCGUGGGCGACACCGCUCGUGUAGGGUACUACAAGGCCAGCCUGGCCAGCGGGGUCACUGUCGAGAUGGCCGCGAGCUCGCGCGCCGGGAUGUACCGUUACACGUUCCCACAGAAUGCCACGGAGGCUGCGAUUGUGGUCGAUGUGUCCCAUGUGCUGCCUUCCUUCCGGGGUCAGGGGCUCGGCCAGAAUUAUCUUGGUGGGAAUAUCUCUGUCCAGGCGGAUGGCGAGGGCAGGGCCGUGGGGUAUACGGGUAACGGAUCAUAUGACAACGGGUGGAACCGCUCUCCUAAGUGGACAGUCUACUUCUGCGGCUACUUCGACAAGGCGGCGACAUACAAGACGUUUCUGGGAAACGACACAGCAGGCGACACCCUCGAGUCGUACGACGACACGCCUCAACGCGACUCGGAAAAUCGGCUCGGUGCAGUGUUUGACUUUGGCGGAGAGCAGGAGGUCGCGUCAAGGGCUGGAGUGUCCUUCAUCUCUGCCGAGCAGGCUUGUGAGAACGUCAACAAUGAGGUACCAGAGGACGCCACGAUCGAGAGCCUGGGCGAAGCGGCCAAGGAAGCUUGGAACAGCAAGGUGCUGUCCAAGAUUACAACGACAGACAUGCGCAGUGAAAGCAACCUCCAGCUGCUCUACUCGUCCCUCUUCCACAUGACGCUCGUGCCCAGCGACAAGACUGGGGAGAACCCAAAGUGGUCGUCGCCAGAGCCUUACUAUGAUGAUAUCUUCACUUUCUGGGACAUCUUCCGCUGUACGACCGCCCUCAUCCAUAUCGUCCUCCCGGACGAGUACGAGCAGUUCAUCCGCUCACUCGCCGAUAUCUGGGAGCACGACGGCUUCCUGCCCGACGGACGGUCCUCAUUCUUCAACGGCGCCACCCAGGGCGGGUCCAACGCUGACAACGUCCUCGCCGAUGCUUAUGUCAAGGGCGUACGUGGCGCGAUCGACUGGGAGAAGGUAUACGAGGCUAUGGUGACAGACGCGGAGGUGGUGCCGCCGAACAACAACGACCCGAGAGACUCCAGUUCGUCAACAAAGGAAGGCCGUGGUGCUCUGCCGGACUGGCUUGAGCAUGGAUACAUCACAACAAAGUAUGGCAGGUCUGUCAGCCGGGCUAUCGAGUACGCGGGUAAUGACUUUGGCUUGUACCAGGUCGCCAAGGGCCUGGGCAAGACCGAAGACGCAGCAAAGUACCUCAACCGGUCCCGUAAUUGGCGGAACCAGUGGAACCCGGAUCUCGAAGCCCUCGGCUUCAAGGGAUUCCUUGGGCCCAUUGCGGAGAAUGGCAGCUUCAUCGCUCAGGACCCCCUGAGUUGUGGCGGCUGUUAUUGGGGUGAUGACUACUACCAAGGUCUCCCCAUAGAAUACUCCUUCAAUGCGCAUCACGACGCCGCCACUCUGAUCGAGUACGCCGGUGGCCAGGAAGCCUUCCAGUCCCGCCUGGAGGCCAUGUUCGAGCCGGACCUCAACCCGGGCGGCGACUCGCGCUUCAACAAGACGCUCUUCAACCCGGGCAACGAGCCGAGCUUCAACACGCCUUACAUGUUCCACUACGUGGGGCGGCCCGACCUGUCGGUCGAGCACAGCAGGCGCAUCGCCAAGGCGUACUUCCGCCCCACGCCCGACGGCGUGCCGGGCAACUCGGACGCCGGCGCCAUGGAGUCGUGGGUGCUGUGGAACAUGCUCGGCCUGUACCCCGUCACCGGCCAGACGACGUUCCUCGUGGGCUCGCCGUGGUUCAACGACCUGCGCAUCACCCUCGGCGGGAGCGCUGGGGUCAGCAAUGUCUUGCACAUCACGACCUCGUACUACGACGACGGCGGAGACGGGGAUAGUACCACCGCCGCGUCCACAGACGAAGAGGAGGACAUGAUCUACGUCCAGUCUCUCAAGGUCAACGGGCAGGAAUGGAACAAGUCCUGGGUCACCUGGGACGACAUCUUUGCUGCCCGGGCCAACGGCGGCGGCGGCGAGAGCACAAUGGAUUUCGUCCUCGCUGCGACCCCGGGUGCUUGGGCGACGGGGGAGGACUCGGAGCUACCUCCCAGUCCGGCUUCUGAGCCUACCUCAUAAGAACGAGGUGUAGGAUGAGGUUUCGUGUGCGCUAGACGUGGUGCUGCGAUCAUCCUAGUCUGUAGGUACGAUGUUCUCGAGGUCGUGGUUUGU